Messenger RNA from Anopheles coustani, 1794 nucleotides. RefSeq names its product protein Optix. Gene Ontology annotation, biological process: regulation of transcription by RNA polymerase II. Gene Ontology annotation, cellular component: transcription regulator complex; nucleus. Lineage: Eukaryota; Metazoa; Arthropoda; Insecta; Diptera; Culicidae. Bases 1 to 1794 code for a protein of 597 amino acids. Gene Ontology annotation, molecular function: RNA polymerase II cis-regulatory region sequence-specific DNA binding; DNA-binding transcription factor activity, RNA polymerase II-specific. The record is from RefSeq and is a predicted model, not a curated record. The transcript is spliced from 5 exons.
AUGGCCGUCGGGCCACCGACGGGAGGAUCCGGCAAUCCUCCUCCACACCCGGCCCCGCCGGUGCAACCGCAUCCGAUCCUCGCGCCCAGCCCACUCUUUGCCUUACCGACGCUGAACUUUACCGCGUCGCAGGUCGCGACCGUCUGCGAAACGCUGGAGGAGUCCGGCGACAUCGAGCGGCUGGCGCGGUUCCUAUGGAGCCUGCCGGUGGCGCACCCGAACGUGACCGAGCUCGACCGCUCCGAGGCGGUGCUGCGAGCCCGGGCCAUCGUCGCCUACCACACGGGCCACUUUCGCGAACUCUACUCGAUACUCGAGCGGCACAAGUUCACAAAAACGUCCCACGGCAAGCUGCAGGCUAUGUGGCUCGAGGCGCACUACCACGAGGCGGAAAAGCUCCGCGGACGACCGCUGGGCCCAGUCGAUAAGUAUCGCGUCCGGAAGAAAUUUCCGCUACCGCGCACGAUCUGGGACGGCGAGCAGAAGACGCACUGCUUCAAGGAGCGGACGCGCAGUCUGCUGCGCGAAUGGUACCUCCAGGAUCCGUACCCGAACCCGACGAAGAAGCGCGAGCUGGCGCAGGCGACCGGCCUCACCCCGACGCAGGUGGGAAAUUGGUUUAAAAACCGACGCCAGCGGGACCGUGCGGCUGCGGCGAAAAAUAGACACAAUCAGCCACCACUGUCCGGGUCCGGAUCGUCCUCGCUGACGCCGAGGCGCGGCGACGGUCCGCUGUCGCCGACGGACACCGACUCCGACUCGGACAUCUCGCUCGGCACGCACUCGCCAGUUCCUAGUAUGUCGAUGCAGCACAGUCCCAGCUCGCUGCCGGGCUCGAGCGAGGACCGGCUGAACGACGAGCGUGACCGCGAGAAGGACUUCCGGAGUAGCUUCGCCUCGCUGCAUUCCUUCCGCUUCGGGGACCACCUGACCGGCGGUCUGAUACCUGGUUCGUUCAACAGUAGAUUCAUGCCUUACCGUCUGGGCGACAAUUCGCCACCGAUCGCCACCCACUCGCCACCGAUCGGCCUGACACACCUGCCCCUCACCCCGACCGUCCUCCGGCCGCAGCCCCACCUGCCCCACUCGCUCGCCGUCAGUGCGGCGUCCCUCGGAGCGGCCGGAGCGGGAGUCCUCACGACCGCCGUCAGCAUGAGCGACUCGCCCGGCAGCAACAGCAGCGCCACCUCAGCCUCCCUGGGCAAUGCGCUCGGCGGCGGACCCACCCCCACGCCAACCGGCGCUUCCCUCAAGGAUCUGCAGCAUCCCGGCGACCACUCGUCCACCGACGGACGCCCCGGCACGCCCAACUCCGAAGGCAGUCCGCACUCGCACACGCACAACGGUAGCACGGGUUCGAUGCCGCCCGGUAGCACACCGACCUCCACCAACCAACCGCCAAUGUCCCCCCUCAGAAUACGGGUCAGUUCCCCCUCGCGGCUAAACGCGGAACUCCUGCAUCAUACGGCGGUGGCGGCGGCGGCGGCAGCGGCAGCGGCUGCCUCCCAGCAACCACAGCACCACCCACUCCCCCUGCAUCAUCCCCAUCAUCCGCUGCACGUCCACCACCAUCCGCACCAUGCACAUCAUCACGCGCACCAUGCGCACCAGACGCACGCACACCAUCACGCGGCGGCCCUGACGGCGGCCAGCAUGAUGAACGGACUGAGCGCGGGCGGCAUCGUGCGGAUCGUGCCCGGGGCGACCAACCCCAACACCACCAACACCACCACCACCACCUCGCUCAUCCAUCGGCCCUUCUCACCGUCGCCGAAGCCGAAGGAGGCGUCGUGA